Molecule: messenger RNA, 1045 nt
Organism: Hemibagrus wyckioides
Lineage: Eukaryota; Metazoa; Chordata; Actinopteri; Siluriformes; Bagridae
Gene: blvrb
Product: biliverdin reductase B
Exons: 5
Coding region: 142-765 (207 amino acids)
Source: RefSeq, a predicted model, not a curated record
UGUACAGCUGUUCUCAUGUGACCAAGGUGAAACGAGUUGGACUGGAGAGCUGUAUUAGCGAUAAACGAGGCGCUUCUGUAAAGACCAUAACAGCUCUGUCCUGUUGGAUUGAAGUGGGAAACAACCUGCAGUAACAGUAAAAUGUCUGAUUUAAUAAAAAACGUGGCGAUCUUUGGCUCGACGGGAAUGACGGGCUUGGCGACGUUACCUAUUGCAGCGGCUGCAGGCUAUAACGUGACCGUGUUGGUGAGGGAUCCGUCCAGGCUGCCUGCUGACCAUAAAGCCUCUCGAAUUGUGGUGGGAGACGUCCUGAACAAAGAGGAUGUGAAGAAGACUUUGGAGGGCCAGGACGCUGUCAUCAUCAUCCUGGGCACAAGGAAUGACCUUAGUCCUACUACUGUGAUGUCUGAGGGCACACGCAACAUCCUGGAAGCCAUGAAAUCCCGUGGCAUCUGUAAAGUGAUCGCCUGCAUGUCCGUGUUUUUGCUGUGGGACCGAGCAAAGGUUCCUUCUCGCAUGAUUCCUGUCACUGAAGACCAUGACCGCAUGUACAUGUUGCUGAAGGAGUCUGGACUGGAUUAUGUAGCGGUGAUGCCGCCACACAUCGCAGAUAACCAUCCCCUGACUGAAAAGUACAUGGUGUCUAUGGACAUGCAGCGAGGAAGAGUCAUCUCCAAACAUGAUCUGGGUCACUUCUUCGUCAAGUGUCUGUCCACCUCAGAGUGGGACAGGAAGACAGUGGGCUUGUGGGGAGAAUACAGUUAAACUCUCCACUAUACAACACGACCACAUUUUAUCAUUUUCUUUAAAACUGAUAACAUUUAUACACAGAAGAUUUAACAUGCCUUGUUAACACAAUAGAGCUUUAUAACAUAAUCAAAAUCAUUAAGAUUACACAGAUGAUAAUAAUGCAAUAUAUUAACCUCAUUGUGAUUACAACCUAUUUUACAGUGUCAGUUUGUUCAGCUUUUUAGAUGUACAAUAUUAUCUUUUAUUUUGAAAAAAUUAAAAUUCAAUUUUGAAAUAAAAAAAAACUUUUGUGAAA